This is a messenger RNA of Lathyrus sativus (Indian pea), 510 nucleotides long. NCBI's taxonomy places the organism in Eukaryota, Viridiplantae, Streptophyta, Magnoliopsida, Fabales, Fabaceae. The record is from the annotation of a GenBank genome assembly.
AUGGAUUCAAAGAAGUCUAACAAAAUAAGAGAGAUUGUUAAGCUUCAACAAAUCCUCAAGAAGUGGAAAAAAGUUGCCACAAAUGCUUCCACUAACAACAACUCGAACUCGAGUAUUAAUAGUGGUAGUAGUAGUAGUGGUAGUAAAAGUAUCAAGUUUCUGAAACGAACCUUAUCGUUCAAUGAUCUUUCGAUUUCGAAUGUGGACAUAGUUCCAAAAGGUUUUCUAGCUGUUUGUGUAGGGAAAGAGCUGAAGAGAUUCAUUAUUCCAAUGGAUUACUUGAAACACCAAGCAUUUGAGAUUUUGCUUCAUGAAGCUGAAGAGGAGUUUGGUUUUCAACAAGAGGGUGUACUCAAAAUUCCAUGUCAAGUAUCCAUGUUUGAGAAGAUAUUGAAGGUGGUGGAAGAUAAAAAAGAAGACUUAAACUUGCAUGACUUUGGAUUCAAUGGAGAGAAAGACAUGGUUAGUUGUGAUGUUACUCCUACUCAUCAUGCUCAAGUUUGUAGAUGA